AUGUGUCCCAAAACCCCCCACGGCGACUGUCCUCAAGAGGAAACAGCCUGCCAUAUACUCCCCUCAAUCACCAGCAAGCGCGUCCUGAUAACAGGCUGCGCCUCCGGAAUCGGCAAAGCAACCGCCGAAGUCUUCGCCGCACACGGCGUGCACAUGGUGAUAUGUGACAUACAAGACGACAUCGGCCAAAGCGUGGCGUCUGAAAUCUCCGCUCAAAACCCCAACUCCAAAAUCAAGUACCAAAACCUCGACGUAACAGUCGGAUCCGAGUGCAAUGCCGUCGUGGAAGCUGCAGUCCGGUUCCUCGGUGGACUAGACAGUUUAGUCCAUGCAGCGGGCCACAUCCACCAAGAUGCAGCAGAAACCAUCGCCGAGAGCGAGCUGGACCACAUGCUGGAUGUUAAUAUCAAAGGAACGAUCUUCAUGAACCAGGCCGUCUUUCCCUAUCUCAAGACUCGGGGCGGCACGAUCCUGAACUUCGGCUCUGAUCUUGCGUCCGAGCCGCUGCCGCUUCUGGCUCACUAUGCUGCUUCGAAGGGUGCCGUGCAGAGCUUUACGAGGGCUGUUGCGCGUGAAUGGGGCAAGUAUGGGAUUCGUGUUAAUGCGGUUCUACCGGCUGUUUGGACACCCAUGAUUGAUGGCUAUCGUGAGAAUCUUGAGGCGGAGAGUGUUGUCGGUCAUGAUGUUUUCAUGAAUGAUCGGGUUUGUCUUGGGGAGAAGUUUGGGGAUGUGGAGAUUGACUUGGUUCCUGUUCUUGCGUUUUUGGUUUCGGAUGCUUCGCGCUGGAUCACGGGUCAGUUGGUGCCUGUUAAUGGUGGACUUUCGCUGGUACGUUAG
This is a messenger RNA of Penicillium expansum, 837 nucleotides long. RefSeq names its product SDR family NAD(P)-dependent oxidoreductase. The transcript has a single exon. Lineage: Eukaryota; Fungi; Ascomycota; Eurotiomycetes; Eurotiales; Aspergillaceae. Bases 1 to 837 code for a protein of 278 amino acids. The record is from RefSeq and is a predicted model, not a curated record. Gene Ontology annotation, molecular function: oxidoreductase activity.